Molecule: messenger RNA, 3018 nt
Organism: Arvicola amphibius (Eurasian water vole)
Lineage: Eukaryota; Metazoa; Chordata; Mammalia; Rodentia; Cricetidae
Product: eukaryotic translation initiation factor 3 subunit C
Exons: 21
Coding region: 195-2933 (912 amino acids)
Biological process (GO): translational initiation
Cellular component (GO): eukaryotic translation initiation factor 3 complex
Molecular function (GO): RNA binding; translation initiation factor binding; translation initiation factor activity
Source: RefSeq, a predicted model, not a curated record
AGCCUGCACAGCAAAUAGAUGGUGCAAAGACCGCUGGGAAUUGUAGUUAUUUGACGCAGUCUUUGGCGCUUUCCGGAAGUGACGCAGAAUCAGUUCCUUUUCCGUCGUCGGGGCUGACUCGUGUUUUCCCGGGGAGUCCGUCGCACAGCUGGUUCCGGCCGCGCGAGCCUCAGCCCCUCAGCAGUGCCGUCGCCAUGUCGCGGUUUUUCACCACCGGUUCGGACAGUGAGUCCGAGUCGUCCUUGUCCGGGGAGGAACUGGACACCAAGCCCUUCUCGGGGACCCACGGCAAACGGCCUUUGUUACUGAGUGAAGAUGAGGAGGAUACAAAGAGAGUUGUCCGAAGUGCCAAGGACAAGAGGUUUGAGGAGCUGACCAACCUUAUACGAACCAUCCGUAAUGCCAUGAAGAUUCGGGAUGUCACCAAGUGUCUGGAAGAGUUUGAGCUCCUGGGAAAAGCGUAUGGGAAAGCCAAGAGUAUUGUGGAUAAGGAAGGUGUCCCCCGAUUCUAUAUCCGCAUCCUGGCUGACCUCGAGGACUAUCUUAAUGAGCUUUGGGAGGAUAAAGAAGGGAAAAAGAAGAUGAACAAGAACAAUGCCAAGGCUCUGAGUACCUUGCGGCAGAAGAUCCGAAAAUACAACCGAGAUUUUGAGUCACAUAUCACAAACUACAAGCAGAACCCUGAACAGUCUGCAGAUGAAGAUGCAGAGAAGAAUGAGGAAGAUUCAGAAGGCUCUUCCGAUGAAGAUGAAGAUGAUGAUGGGGUCAGUGCUGCAGCUUUUUUGAAGAAGAAACAAGAAUCUUCUGGAGACAGCCGAAAGUUCCUCAAAAAGAUGGAAGAUGAUGAUGAGGACUCUGAAGAUUCUGAAGAUGAUGAGGAAUGGGACACCAGUUCUACCUCUUCUGACUCGGACUCAGAAGAAGAAGAAGGAAAACAGACUGUUCUGGCUUCAAAGUUCCUUAAAAAGGCACCCACUACAGAGGAGGACAAAAAAGCAGCUGAGAAGAAACGGGAAGACAAAGCCAAAAAGAAGCAUGAUAGGAAGUCUAAGCGCCCAGAUGAGGAAGAGGAAGACAAUGAAGGCGGGGAGUGGGAAAGAGUCCGUGGUGGUGUGCCACUUGUGAAGGAGAAACCAAAAAUGUUUGCCAAGGGCACUGAGAUUACUCAUGCUGUCGUCAUCAAGAAACUGAAUGAGAUUCUGCAGGCCAGAGGCAAGAAGGGAACAGACCGUGCUACCCAGAUUGAAUUGCUUCAGCUGCUGGUUCAAAUUGCUUCUGAAAACAACCUAGGAGAGGGUGUCAUUGUCAAGAUCAAGUUCAAUAUCAUUGCCUCUCUCUAUGACUACAACCCUAACCUGGCCACAUACAUGAAGCCAGAGAUGUGGCAGAUGUGCCUGGAUUGCAUCAAUGAACUGAUGGAUAUCUUGGUUGCACAUUCCAACAUCUUUGUUGGAGAGAACAUUUUGGAAGAGAGUGAGAACUUAAACAAUUUUGAUCAGCCACUGCGUGUACGUGGCUGCAUCCUAACUCUGGUGGAGCGAAUGGAUGAAGAAUUUACCAAAAUAAUGCAAAAUACUGAUCCUCACUCCCAAGAGUAUGUGGAGCACCUGAAGGAUGAGGCACAAGUAUGUGCCAUCAUUGAACGUGUGCAGCGCUACCUGGAGGAGAAAGGUACCACUGAGGAAAUCUGCCAGAUCUACUUGAGGCGCAUCCUGCACACUUAUUACAAGUUCGAUUACAAGGCCCAUCAGCGUCAGCUUACUCCUCCUGAAGGGUCCUCAAAGUCUGAGCAAGACCAGGCAGAAAAUGAGGGUGAGGACUCAGCUGUGUUGAUGGAAAGACUCUGCAAAUACAUCUAUGCCAAGGACCGCACAGACCGGAUCCGUACCUGUGCCAUCCUCUGCCAUAUCUACCAUCAUGCUCUCCACUCGCGCUGGUACCAGGCUCGUGACCUCAUGCUCAUGAGCCACUUGCAGGACAACAUUCAGCAUGCGGAUCCACCAGUGCAGAUCCUGUAUAACCGUACCAUGGUGCAGCUGGGCAUCUGUGCCUUCCGCCAAGGCCUGACAAAGGAUGCACACAAUGCCCUUCUGGAUAUCCAGUCAAGCGGUCGUGCCAAGGAACUUCUGGGGCAGGGUCUGCUGCUGCGCAGCCUACAGGAACGCAACCAGGAACAGGAGAAGGUAGAGCGACGCCGACAAGUGCCCUUUCAUCUGCACAUCAACCUGGAACUGCUGGAGUGUGUUUAUCUGGUGUCUGCCAUGCUCCUGGAGAUCCCCUACAUGGCUGCCCAUGAGAGUGAUGCCCGACGACGCAUGAUCAGCAAGCAGUUCCAUCACCAACUGCGGGUAGGCGAGCGGCAGCCCCUGCUUGGUCCUCCUGAAUCCAUGAGGGAGCAUGUGGUUGCUGCCUCCAAGGCCAUGAAGAUGGGUGACUGGAAGACCUGUCACAGUUUCAUCAUUAAUGAAAAGAUGAAUGGGAAAGUGUGGGACCUUUUCCCUGAGGCUGACAAAGUUCGCACCAUGCUAGUUCGGAAGAUCCAGGAAGAGUCACUGAGGACCUACCUCUUUACCUACAGCAGUGUCUAUGACUCGAUCAGUAUGGAGACGCUGUCAGAUAUGUUCGAGCUGGAUCUUCCCACUGUUCACUCCAUCAUCAGCAAGAUGAUCAUUAAUGAAGAAUUGAUGGCUUCCCUGGACCAGCCGACACAGACAGUGGUGAUGCACCGUACUGAGCCCACUGCCCAGCAGAACUUGGCUCUGCAGCUGGCUGAGAAGCUUGGCAGCCUAGUGGAGAAUAAUGAACGGGUAUUUGACCAUAAGCAGGGAACCUAUGGUGGCUAUUUCCGAGACCAAAAGGAUGGCUACCGAAAAAACGAAGGCUAUAUGCGCCGUGGUGGCUACCGCCAGCAGCAGUCUCAGACAGCCUACUGAGUUCUCCGCUUCUGAUCCUGUGACCAGACUACUUAGCUUUUCAUUCCUAAAUUCACCCAGUCAUUAAAGGUCUGUUGAGAAUUUA